AUGAGUGAUCUUGAUAGGGCGAUCGCCCAACUGCGCGCCUGUCGCUUAAUCCCCGAGGCCCAAGUCCGUGAGCUCUGCUACAAAGCGCGAGAACUUCUAAUAGAAGAAGGAAAUGUGGUUUGCGUUGAUGCACCAGUCACGAUAUGCGGGGACAUCCAUGGCCAAUUUCACGAUCUGAUGGAGCUUUUCCGCGUGGGCGGAGACGUUCCUGACACAAAUUACCUAUUUAUGGGCGACUUCGUCGACCGCGGUUUCUACUCGCUUGAGUCAUUUCUUCUCUUACUCUGUCUUAAAGUCCGUUAUCCAGACCGCAUCACCUUGAUCCGCGGGAACCAUGAAUCCAGACAGAUCACAACAGUCUACGGGUUUUACGACGAGUGUAUUCGCAAGUAUGGAAGUGCCAACGUAUGGAGGUAUUGCUGUGAGGUGUUUGACUAUCUCGCACUGGGAGCCUUGGUUCUUGGGGCUAGUUCGGAGUUGGAGCCGUCAGGGCCAGUUUAUCAUGACGCUACUCAAUCCACACUGUCGGCCCCCGACGAUAGCGAACUUGAGACUGAGGUGCUGAACUCUAAGGGCGACGUCACCAUGAGCACUUAUAGGCCAAGGCAAAGGACCUCGUUAGACAAUGGCCACACAACACCAACCAAAGAUCAGACGCCCAUAAGGUCCGGCGCUCCUGGAACAGGGGCCUCUGGCAGUGGAUCCGGCAGUUAUGGCAACAGGACAGGAGCGGUGCUCUGUGUCCAUGGCGGACUUUCGCCGCUCAUUGAUACUGUCGAUAAGAUACGUCUCAUUGACAGGAAACAAGAAGUCCCCCACGAAGGCGCCAUGUGCGACCUCCUUUGGUCAGAUCCCGACGAAAUCGACGGUUGGGGUCUGAGCCCUCGCGGUGCUGGCUUCUUAUUCGGAUCUGAUAUUGUGAAACAAUUUAACUACAAGAAUGACCUCUCCCUCAUUGCUCGUGCUCAUCAACUUGUUAUGGAAGGCUACAAAGAGAUGUUUGACGGCGGGAUCGUCACUGUCUGGUCAGCCCCCAAUUAUUGUUACCGAUGCGGAAAUGUCGCCGCCAUCCUGGAGCUAGGCGAGGAUACCAGUAACGGCGGUACGGUUACUCGAAGUAACGGAGAUUACGGAAGAAGCAACGGUAUCUUAACCAGUGCCGUGGACAAGCCAUCUCUACGUAGCCCUGGAAGGAGAUACCGUGUUUUCGAGGCGGCUGCGCAAGAUACAAGAGGCAUGCCUGCGAAGAAGCCAGUUGCUGAUUAUUUUCUGUGA
Messenger RNA from Aspergillus puulaauensis, 1275 nucleotides. Its product is annotated as serine/threonine-protein phosphatase. Gene Ontology annotation, biological process: peptidyl-serine dephosphorylation; double-strand break repair via homologous recombination. Gene Ontology annotation, cellular component: cytoplasm; nucleus. Gene Ontology annotation, molecular function: protein serine/threonine phosphatase activity. Lineage: Eukaryota; Fungi; Ascomycota; Eurotiomycetes; Eurotiales; Aspergillaceae. The record is from RefSeq and is a predicted model, not a curated record. Bases 1 to 1275 code for a protein of 424 amino acids. The transcript is spliced from 3 exons.